UUCCAGUGGGUUGGAGAGACAGUAACGGCAUCAUUAUACUGGGAACUGCAGCUGGCAAACAACAUCGAGCAGAGUGCAGGAACCAGCAGUUAACUGGCAGCGGCACGGUAAUGGGAUAGAAGAGUGAUAGCAAUGUGGAGAAAAUGGGGAACCAUGCUGGGGCAGAUACUGCUUCUACUCAUGUCUGGAGGUGUGACAGCCAAAACUUGCGGAGUCAUUUCCAUAGACUCUCACACAGUCCAACUUGGCUCCCCUCUCUCUGCAUCCUGUGCUGUUGGCAAACAAUUCUGCCCUGAUGUUAACCAGGAUGUCCAAGUCAUUUGGAAACUAGACCGAGCAUUUACCCCAAGUAAAGAUUACAGCGAUGUUCAGCAAAAUGGAUCUUCAAUUUACUUCAGAAGUUUCAACAAGACUUCUGCAGCACUGUCUUGCUACUUUAAGAUGGAUCAAGGCCUGCAGCUAAUGGACAGAGUGGAAAUCAAUGCAGGCUAUCCUCCACCUAAACCGACCAAUCUGACCUGCCAACUAAACGUCACAGAUGGAAGGCUAGUAUGUAGCUGGCAGCUUGGGAGUGACCCCUUGAUAAAGACCAAUGCCACACUAUCCAUUGCUAGGACUAACGAAUAUUGUGAACCAUUUGUGGGGGGAAACUACCAUUGUGUCCCCCAACCUGGUGAGACAUCAUGCACCAUAACUCGUCAUCAAUACCAUCUCUACAAGAAACAUGCAGUUUGGAUUACAGUCCAAAAUGAGUUGGGAUCUGCCAAUUCAUCCUAUCUCUGUCUCACGCCAAUGAACCAAGUAAAGUUGGACCCUCCAGUCAUCAAGGAAGCAGCACCAGUCCUGUCUCGCCCGCAAUGUGUCAGGAUUCUGGUGAAAAAGUCAGAAACAGGAAGUUAUAUUGACCAAUGGUAUCAAUUGCGCUACAGAAAAGUAGAAGAGAGCCAAUGGACAGAGACUCAUCCCAUGACUGAAGAUUAUGAAGUGCUGGAAUACUGUAACCUUUUCCCUACUACAAGAUAUCAUUUUCAAAUCCGUUGCAUUAGAAGAUAUCUAGAAGGAUACUGGAGUGAAUGGGGAUCAGAUACAACUUUGCUCACAGCUGAAUCAGCUCCCACUGGUAAAGUGAAGACCUGGUGGAGAAGUUUAGAAGCUAAAAGUGAUGGCCCAACAAAAAUACAGCUGUUGUGGAAGGCAUUGAAGAAGGAGGAAGCCAACUCUGAAAACCCCUGGUACAUUGUGGGUAUCAGACUAGAUACAGACUGGAAUGGCAAUGUGGUGUGCAACACAACUGCUCUCAACUGCAGUUUUCACCUGCCAAAUGGAGCAACUGGUGCUUUUCUAUGGGUUUAUAACACUGUUGGACAUUCACCAAGAAUGGAAAUUGACUUUACAAACAGAAGAAUUCCAGGUAAGCCCGUCUCCUGGAUCCACGUGUUUCCCAAUACUGAUCACAGCCUUGCUGUGAAGUGGAAGUUGCAAGCCAUGGCUAAGAGCUAUGUGCUAGAGUGGAGAAAAAGCUCACAACAUCCGGAAAGUGACUUCAACUGGAAAACUGAGACAGAAGGAAGCAGCAUGUCCAUCUUGCAAGAUAUUGAACCUUUUCAGCAAUACACUGUAUGGGUUUAUCCUGUAUAUGAGAAUCAAGUCGGGUCCCCAGUACAGGUUAAUGCCUAUUCUAGACAAGGAGCUCCAGAAUUUGCCCCCAAACUUACAGUAUUAGAUGUCGCUAAGUCAGCAGCCUAUCUGUCCUGGGAAUCAAUCCCUUUGGAGAAACGCCAUGGAUUUAUAACAAACUACACCAUCUUCUGGACCGACAGCAAUAGACAAACGCUCUCUGCAACUCUGAACAGCUCCUUGACAAGAUUUGUGAUCAAGAACCUACAGCCUUUAGCCAUGUAUACUGUGCAGAUAAGUUGCUCAACAGCUGAAGGCAGUGUAAACGGAUCAGUUCUCAUGAUUAAUACCACUCUCUUAGAUGAGAUGGAGAUCCACAUAUUAAUACUGGUUCUGUGUUUGUUAUUUGCGACUCUCAUUGGAAGCUUCUUCUUUUGCCUGGGAAAACAGGAAAGAGUGAAGAAUACGUUUUGGCCAAUUGUACCAGACCCUGCAAACAGCAGCAUGGGGAAAUGGAGCCCAGUAUUGAAUGAGAGCCCCAAGAUGUCAUUUAACAUCAAAGAAAUUAAUCAAAUGAUUACCAGUGAUCUCACAAUACUGGAACGGUGGCCUGAGAAGAAACCCCCAACUACAGAUUCCACCAAAUGCACUCCUGUUUCAAUGAAACACAAGCCACACUGUAGAAAUGAAGACACUGAGGAGCACAGGCCCUACAUCAAUGUUGCCGACACUGUGCAGUAUGCCAAGGUGAUUACAGGAGGCUACCUUGGACAAAGUCCCACAUCAACUUCCCACUUACGGUCUAACUCCACACAACCUCUACUCAGCGACACUUCUCCCAGCCCCCAAACUUAUGAGAAUAUGUGGUUUCAUAGCAACAGUCAAGAAGACAGCAUCUUUCUUGUUGAAGACGAGAACCUGAGCAACUUCCCUCUGCUGCAGGCACUGAAGAUCCAAGAGGAUGGAGAGAUCUUCAGUUUUUAUGACUGAAGGAUCUGGUAACUGCUUUUAGACUGAGCAUUCAUGCCCAUUUAUAAUACUAAAUGCACUUGAAAAUUUGUGUGAGAUCCUUUUAGCAUGUCUUAAUUCACAUAGCACACAAUUAGUACUUACACAAUUAAGUGCUGUAUAUUACAAUGCGUAUACAUAGAAAGAAGUACACAUAUUUGUACAACUGUACAUCAUACUGUGAAAAGGGCAUCUAGAGACUUGUAGUCUUUACGACCAGACCAGAGCAUUGCCUCCAAAACACAACUCUAUAAGGGAAACACUGUAGUUAAAACUAAAAGGACUUUUAUAAGGAAAAUAUCCCUAUGGUGUUCUUGGUCAACAAAAGCAGGAUUUUUUUUAGCCUUUUGUUCUAGGUUUGGAUUUUAGAAAAACUGCUAAGAGCCAUAUAUGCCCUUUUAGAAUUGUAUUUGUUUAAUUACACAAACCCCUAUGUUUAUAAACUUACAGCAUUUUUGUCUCUCACCAAUAACAGAAUAUAUAUGGGGACCUUACCAAUUCUACAAUGUUGCAAAUGUAUUUGCUAAUUCAUGUCCAAUUACAUUUUUAAUAUGGUCACUUAUCAUUUUUUAGGCUAAGCAAACACAGCAAAUCUGUCGCUAUUCAUGGAAACUAUACAUUACAGAAAUGCUGUCCUGUUUGUUUCAUUUUUCCCAAAUUAUUACUUUCAGGGGAAUUAGCCAUAGUGCAGUAUGUCUUUUAGAUCUAGAUUCCCUUGCUUUAAAUGUUUUAUAAAAAGAAUGGUCGUAGAAGGUUCCUAAGUGUUUCUCUGUAUUCAGAAUAUAGGAUUUUAAUAGAAACAAAAUAUGGUGAGAGCACUGGGUGAGAAACAAAAUUCUAAUCAGUGGGGUCUGUGGCAUAAUUAAUACAAUGUGGGAAACAAUAUCUCUCUAGGCCAGGUAACGUGAUUUGGUAAGAUAUUUUAAAACUACAAAUCAGUUUGAUGGUAAUGAAGGAAUAAAUAGACAUAUUGGGAAGGGGGGGGUUCAAACCCUUACACCUGCUGAUAGUUCAUGUUUUUCUGGGUCCACACCCUUUACCACAGUUCUACUUACUAGCCCCUUUCACUUCAACCCUCCAGUACCCUUUACUGGAAAGUUCCCUAAUUUCACUAAAUCACCUCUCCUUAUUAAUUAUGUCCAAUUAAAUACACCUUAGAGAUUGCAUUUAAGUUGGAAAUGUAUUUCCACCAUUUAGAGCUUUGUUAUUAGACCUCACCUUAAGCUUGGCAUUACAGUCCACAACUGUGACCCAUGAAACACUGCAUUUGUUUAACCAUUAAGUUUGACCCCUGCAAAUGAUUUAUAUACACAUACAUAUAUAGACCUAUUGAUACAUUCACUCAUUAGGCCUGGCAACUUCUUCUGUAAUAUUUCAGUUUUGUUUAUAAAACAGUUCUACCUCAUAUUUGUCUCACACCCUUCUUCAGUUUACCCUCUUUUUCUAGUAUGUGCAACACCUUCUAGGUGUGAAAGAAUUCUAAUCCCAGGUGUUCCCUGCUACACUAGUGUUUUUGCUGUGGUGAUUAUACGUGAUACAACCAAAUUGUAGCAAACUAUAUAGCAAGCAGAAAGAUUCUCCAGGCACUAGUAAAGGUAGCAUGCUUCUUUUUGGGGCAGCUCUCAAUUCCAGAGGAAUAGCAGAAGACUGUGUCUGCUUUCUGGACUAUAGAUUUGCAAGACCAAGGGCUAAAGGGAUUCUGUUGUUGCAGUUGUCAUUGAUACCACAAAAUCAGAGCAGCAAAAAUGUAUUUGUAGGAUUGCCUUUACUAGGGCAAACUGCCAGUGCCUUGCACAAUUGUAUUGGUAAUGAAGAAUAUCCUCUGGAUAAGGACAGAGGGAAAAAACUUCAGAAAAUAAGGCCAUUUUCCAUGCUGUUUUAAGAAGGGGGACAUGUUUUUCAUUAACUUGUACAGUAAUAAAUCUCUCUAUCCAGUUAAACUUGUGUAAAAUACCUUGUGCACUACUGCAAAGAUACCAACCUGCCUUGCACACUGUAUUUUACUUAAGUGCCUCAGUAACCCUGCUCUCUUGUAAAACCACCUCAAAGUGCACUUUAUGCUUUUAAAGAGUUUUUAUUAGUAAAUGUUACAUUUAUGAUUAAAUAUAUUUUUGCUGAACUUUUUUGUAGUUUUUUGGAGAAUGUGUUCUUGAGUAUAAAAAGUUGUGUGUACUGUUUGUUUUUGUAGAGUCAAAACUAUUCUAUGUGAAUGCAUAAGCUACUUUCCUUUUUCACAAAUGUAUUUGCAAGGUAAAUGCAAGUUGCAUUUUAUAUCAGUGUUCUGUUACAGUACUAUGAAAAAUGUUGAUGCUUUAAACAAUAAACUAUAACAUUUGUAUUGGA
This is a messenger RNA of Xenopus tropicalis (tropical clawed frog), 4968 nucleotides long. RefSeq names its product colony stimulating factor 3 receptor (gene csf3r). The record is from RefSeq and is a predicted model, not a curated record. Bases 133 to 2607 code for a protein of 824 amino acids. The transcript has 16 exons. Gene Ontology annotation, cellular component: plasma membrane. Lineage: Eukaryota; Metazoa; Chordata; Amphibia; Anura; Pipidae.